AUGGAUCUAUUCUUCGAGUUGCUCCCAGAGGAAGACAUCCCCACAGCGCAUGCCAUCGAGCUUGACGGUACAUUCUUUCUCCUGAAAGAGGCACUUGGUGGUGUGCUCAUUUCCCGUCACUGUUUAGGGUUUCCCCCCGACGAAGCUGCUACCUUGGAAGCGUUCCGGUAUCGUCAAGGGAACGCUCCAGAUCUUUUUCUCGGCGCAUACAUAGCCCCGAGGCAGCUGGUCGGUUAUGUUUGCAGCACAGCGUCUUCUUUUCCGACCCUUACGCACGAAUCGAUGUCAAAACAUGAGCCUAACGCGCCCUCGGUUUGCAUCCACUCUGUCUGCGUGGCGCCAAACCAUCGCAAGAAAGGCAUUGCAUUACGCCUGCUCCAGAGCUACCUGGAUCGACUGCAAUCCACGACCAGCUACGAGCGCGUGCUCUUGAUAACUCACGAGGAACUUCGCGUCCUGUAUGAAGCCGCAGGUUUUGAGUUCGUAGGUGAAAGCGCAGUGCAGCAUGGUCCAAAACCAUGGUUCGAGAUGCGAAAGGUUUUGCGCUCUCCUCUCACCCAUGUGCUCUCCGAGGGGAGACAAGACACAAUAGAUUCCUCCUUGGGCCAACCGGCGAUAGCCCAAGCCGAUAUACUAGCGGCGCUCAUGCAGCAACAAUCGUCUAGCCGGACUCGCCCCCCCGCAGCUUUGCUGGACUCGUUCAACGAAGGAGCCGUGGGCACCUCUGUCCCCGUUGGUUCCGAUUUGGUAAACGCUUAUGCCCUUGUAUGUCCUCGUGCGGGCUGCGGCAGCACUAUACUUCUGGCACGCGCGGCUACCCUAGUGGAAAAGGAGAGCAUACAGGUCUGA
Messenger RNA from Punctularia strigosozonata HHB-11173 SS5, 849 nucleotides. RefSeq names its product acyl-CoA N-acyltransferase. Gene Ontology annotation, cellular component: cytoplasm. Bases 1 to 849 code for a protein of 282 amino acids. NCBI's taxonomy places the organism in Eukaryota, Fungi, Basidiomycota, Agaricomycetes, Corticiales, Punctulariaceae. Gene Ontology annotation, molecular function: aralkylamine N-acetyltransferase activity. The transcript is spliced from 2 exons. The record is from RefSeq and is a predicted model, not a curated record.